Molecule: messenger RNA, 704 nt
Organism: Meloidogyne enterolobii
Lineage: Eukaryota; Metazoa; Nematoda; Chromadorea; Rhabditida; Meloidogynidae
Source: the annotation of a GenBank genome assembly
CCAUGCUGCGGUCAACCUCCAACUCGAUCUCUAGUAACCAAACAACUUUCCAAACCUUCCCAAUAGAGGAUUCAACUUCAAGAUUAAUUUUGAAAUUAAUAAAAAUUUCUUCAAGUUUCUACGCAGCAGAAAUAGCUUGUGGACUUUUCUACCUUCAUUCAAAAGGAAUAAUUUACAGAGACUUAAAAUUGGAUAAUGUAAUGCUUGAAAGGGAUGGACAUAUUAAAAUAACAGAUUUUGGAAUGUGUAAAGAAGGUAUUGUGGGUGAUGCUACUACAAAAACUUUCUGUGGAACGCCUGAUUAUAUUGCUCCAGAAAUUAUUCUUUACCAACCUUAUGGAAAAUCUGUUGAUUGGUGGGCCUUUGGAGUGCUUCUUUUUGAAAUGUUAGCAGGACAACCCCCUUUUGAUGGUGAGGAUGAAGAUGAAUUAUUUACUGCAAUAACAGAACAUAAUGUAUCUUAUCCAAAAUCAAUGUCCAAAGAGUCUGUUCUCAUCUGUAAAGGUUUUCUAACCAAACCCCCAUCCAAAAGGUUGGGAUGUGGGUCUGAAGGAGAACGUAAUGAGCACUGCUUCUUCCGUCGUAUAGAAUGGCCAAAAAUAGAAAGGCGGCAAGUUCAACCUCCCUUCAAACCUAAAAUUGUAAGUCUUUCUUUCCUUUUAAAAAUCCGUAAAAUUAAAUUUUUCCCCUUUUUUGUGCUGUGA